UACAAGCGCAAAUGUGUCGCUGCAUCUGCAGGUUUGCAGUCCUUCCCCCUAUUUUAACGCAGCGUAUUCAGGCAAAACCUGAGGAAACUGUAAUGAAAUUAAAAUAAGUAAAACACAUUCCAAAAGAAAAAUCUUAAAAAAAAAAAAAAAACCCUGUAAUAAACAAAUAAAGCGUGAAGAAACCUGAUUUUGAAGAAGUUACAGUGCCCAAUUUUUUGCGGUAAUUUCCUUAAUACUUUAAAUGGUGCACCUGAUAGAGAGCUGAAGCCAUGAGUGGAAUUUUAAAAAGAAAGUUUGAAGAAGUGGAUGGCUCCUCACUGUGCUCCUCUGUACAUGAAUCUGACGAUGAGGUUUUGAGCAGCGAGAGCGCGGACAGCAGUGACAGCGUUAACCCUUCCACCUCCAGCCAUUUCACACCAUCCUCAAUACUCAAAAGGGAGAAACGUAUGCGAACGAGAAAUGUUCACUUUGAAAACGUGACUGUGUAUUACUUCACGCGACGACAAGGUUUUACCAGCGUCCCCAGCCAAGGAGGGAGCACGCUGGGCAUGUCCAACCGACACAACCGCGUCCGACAGUACACACUGGGAGAGUUUGCUUUGGAACAGGAAAGAAUUCACCGUGAGAUGCUGAGAGACCACUUAAAAGAAGAGAAACUCAACUCAAUAAAGCUAAAGCUGACUAAAAAUGGUACCGUGGAGUCUGAAGAAGCCAGUGCCCUUACAGUGGAUGAUAUUUCAGAUGAUGACAUUGAUCUAGACAACACUGAGGUUGACGAGUAUUUCUUUUUACAACCUUUGACAACCAAAAAAAGGAGGGCUUUACUGAGGGCAUCCGGGGUUAAAAAGAUAGAUGUGGAAGAAAAACAUGAGCUUCGUGCAAUCCGUGUGUCAAGAGAGGACUGUGGCUGUGACUGCAGAAUCUUCUGUGAUCCCGAGACCUGUGCUUGCAGCAUGGCUGGAAUUAAAUGCCAGGUGGACCGUAUGACCUUCCCUUGCGGCUGCACAAAGGAAGGCUGCAGCAACACAGCAGGCCGAAUCGAAUUCAACCCCAUCAGGGUACGGACUCACUUCCUGCACACUAUCAUGAAGCUUGAACUGGAGAAGAACAGGGAGCAGCAGCAGGCAUCUACGGCAAAUGGUUACCAUGGUGAAAUGAAUGUUCACAGUAAUCCCCUGGUCCAGGCCCAGCAUAGUCUAGAAUAUUCCCUCACAGAUGCUGUUCCACAGACUGCAAUAAUGCACCUUCAGGCAGCUGAGGAGCUAGAUGAACAAGGAGAGGAGGAGGAAGAGGAAGAGGAGGAGGAGGAGGAGGAGGAGGAGGAGGAGGAGGAGGAGGAUGAAGAUGAUGAUGGGAGUAGUUUAUGUAGUGGUAUAACAGAUUCUAGCACUCAAAGCUUGGCAGCUAGCGACUCGGAUAAUGAUGAUGACGAUGAUGAUAUUGAUGAAGAUAAAUUGGAUGAUUUUGGGGAAGGAAUCGCCAAACCUUUUGUGUCGCACACAGAAGUGGUACCUCUUUCUUCUGUAUUGUGUUACUCUGAUAGUACAAUGAUCCAUGAAAAUUGCAAUGAAACAAAUUCUUACUACACUAACUCUUCAGCAGAGUAUUAUCAAAUUGAAAAUCCUAAUACUGCUACAGCAGCAGUUAAUUCCGUGACAAACCAAAACAAUGAGGCCUACAAUGAAGCUUCAUCCUCUUCCGAGAGGGUUACCAAUAACAAAGGGACAACGGCACUGGUGCCCUACAAUGUGACAUCUGAGGAGUACCCGGACUAUACUAGUCAGCCCGAAGAAAACUAUGGCAAUCAUCAGUAUCCAGCUGCAAGUGCAGUACCCUCGGUUAUUGUUUGUUGUUCUGCAGAUCAGGACAAUAGUGUUCAGUGCAAUGGUAUAUAUGGUGAACAGACACCAGAUCGCUCCCAGAUGGAGUUUCACAACUACCUAAACAGUAAUUCCCAAGAUUGCUAUGUUGCUAACGGAAGUUGUUUUCCAGCUGAGCAGCCGAAGGAGAUUUUAGCAGGGCUCUCUGAAUCCGCUGCACUCUCAGAAAACAACAACAACCAUAUCAAGAAAGCCACAGAGCGGGACAGUGGGCCAGAAGCCACACCAGUUUAGUGUUUCAGGUCACUCUCCCUUGUUUUUUUUAUUGUUCUUAUUCUUACUUUUACCAUUGCCAAAAUCAUUUCCAUUUUUAUUUUUGGGGUCAAAAGUAUUGGCUAAUGCAUCAGAUACAGGAUUUUUUUUUUUUUUCUCUCAGCACUUGUGAAUUGAUUACACAUGUUGAUGUGGCUGUUGUUGUUGGAUUUCUUUUAGUUUUUUUGUUGUUCUUAUUCCCCCAGACCUUGUCUGUUUUAAUAUACAGGUUCUAAAUAACUUGUGACCUUUUAAAAAAAAAAAAAAAUAAUACCUGUGAAAUAUUGUUGUUUUAAAAUUCAAGUGAAGCAAGAUGAAGAGUUCAAAAUUGUAAGCUUUUCUCGUAGGCCUGUGCUAUGUAAGUAUCUUGUAAUUUCAAAGUAACCUUUUAAAGGUUUGUUUUCAACAGAUCUUGUGGAUAGAACUUUUAUAUGUUCAUGUGGCAAUUGUGAAAAAAAAAGUUUACUGUUCAAUAUGUAAUUUAUUUAUGGGGUUAUGAAGCAUAUGUUUAUUAAGUGUUUUGAUAAUGGGUAGCAUGUUAUUUUUGAGCUAAUGCCAUUGAAAAUCCAUAAUGUACUGAAGGACACAAAAUGUUGACUAAUCCUACAUUCAAUGUACUGUGUGUGUGUGUGUGUGUGUAUAUAUAUAUAUAUAUAUAUAU
Messenger RNA from Polyodon spathula (Mississippi paddlefish), 2793 nucleotides. Its product is annotated as cysteine/serine-rich nuclear protein 3-like. Gene Ontology annotation, cellular component: nucleus. The transcript has 5 exons. NCBI's taxonomy places the organism in Eukaryota, Metazoa, Chordata, Actinopteri, Acipenseriformes, Polyodontidae. The record is from RefSeq and is a predicted model, not a curated record. Gene Ontology annotation, biological process: regulation of transcription by RNA polymerase II. The coding region runs from base 270 to 2114 and encodes 614 amino acids. Gene Ontology annotation, molecular function: sequence-specific DNA binding; DNA-binding transcription factor activity, RNA polymerase II-specific.